Molecule: messenger RNA, 1245 nt
Organism: Aspergillus puulaauensis
Lineage: Eukaryota; Fungi; Ascomycota; Eurotiomycetes; Eurotiales; Aspergillaceae
Gene: ASK1
Product: DASH complex subunit ASK1
Exons: 4
Coding region: 1-1245 (414 amino acids)
Biological process (GO): attachment of spindle microtubules to kinetochore
Cellular component (GO): mitotic spindle; mitotic spindle pole body; DASH complex
Source: RefSeq, a predicted model, not a curated record
AUGUCGCGCCAAUCUACCAUGCCUCAGCGUCCCUUGACGCUCACAGAGGAAUUAGAGAAGCUGGAGCAAUCCAUCACCCUGACGCUUCAAGAGAUCGAUCAUAACUUCAGUCGUGCCCACCGUAUUGUCACCACCAGUGUUCUUCCCGUUGUCGAGCAAUACUCUGAAGCUUCCCGCGAUGUUUGGGAUGGCGCAAAGUUCUGGAAACAAUUCUUCGAAGCCAGUGCCAAUGUUUCCCUGUCUGGAUAUGAGGAAAAGCCCGACCAGGAUACAACUGUUGAAGAAACCCUCACGGAAGAUGACUCGGCCAACAUCUCUCAAAGCAACCUCACCGAAUCCGAAUCCUACCAGACUCCGUCUACCGAACGCAUCGACCACGAUCGGAAGCCCGACGAUAUCGAUCUCACCUCUUUAAGCCUUUCAUCACACAGUACUCCUCGCGCUAUGCAUGAUAAUCCGCUCAACGACUCGACCGUCACCUCCUCGAUCGCCCAUCCAUCCCCUUACGGUCUCCCCGAAGGCGACCACGAUCAUGACUAUGACGACGACUCCUACCUUCCAACCACCCCCGGAAAGCAGCCAUCGCGCGGAACUCAUCAGCAGACUUACGGCGACGAUCUCAUGUCCUCAUCUCCCUUCAUUCCACCCGUAUCGCACGAGAAACCGGGCGCCGACCCCGUCUUGCACCAUCUCAACGACAGAACCUACCGCGUUCAAGCCACACCCCUCGGAAAGGGCUACGAUGCCACGCGGUCCCGGUUCGCCGUCACCCCAAAAGCUUCUGCCACGAAAUACGCCUUCGAGGACUCCCCCAUGUCCAGUCCCGAGCCCGAAGCCCCGCAACUCAACUCAGAGCUUUUCUCCUCCCCGCUUAAACCCCAAACCCCAGGUACGGGCCGCAAGUCACGCCCAAGCGGUAGCCGGCCACGCGGCACUCCAAAGCCAGGAAAAAGCGUCCUCACACCGGCCAAGGGCGGUCUCGGCAAGCGCAGCGACUGGGACAGCGACGAUGACCAGUUCGGUGACGAGGACGAAGACGAACUUGGCGUUAGCCCGCCCAAGACAAUGCAGUUCCAUAUUCCCCAGAGCCGACUUAUGAAGACACCAGCCAAGGAAGCAUCGAGGCGAAUCGUGGAACAACUGCUUUUCACAGCUGGUGCGAACGACACCACAGAGGAGUUGGGGGACGACCAGAGCCCGAGCGUUAUUCGGCGGGUGGAGAGGCUUGAGGACGAUACCUUCUAG